AUGAUUUUCAAAUCAUUUCUAUGUGUUCUACUUUACAUUCCAUUAGCACAUAUGAUUUCUGCUAAUUUUUUUGUGGAAUUACGAUUGGUUUCAACACAUUCCUCAAUGAUCAUCAAUUAUCCACAACAUACAGUUCAGAAAGUAGGAAAUACAACCUUUGUUAUCGGACCUUUUCGUGAAAAUGAUCCAAUCACUAUUUCACUAUCAUUACCCGUAAUUCCAUUUCGAUAUGUAAGUCGAAGUUUGACAACCGAAAGAACAUGGAAUUCCGAGCAUUUCGAGCCAUUAAGUACUUUUGUACAUUAUCGAUCAAUUUGCGGACCAUCGCUAUAUGGGCCUAGAUGUAUCAAAUACUGUCGCAAACGUGAUGAUAGCACUGGUCAUUUCACUUGCUCUGAGAGUGGGUUAAAAAUCUGUCUUCCUGGCUGGCAAGGAGCCAAUUGUGAUUUGAUUUUCACGACACCUAAACCAACCGAGACUAUUGGAACAACUAUGAAAACUUCCUCAGUUCAAACGACAAUAACGACAACAACAACGAUGGAACCGGCGACAUCAGCUCCUACAGAGAACGAGAAAACGAUGUCCACCAUGGAAAAGAUCUCUUUAAAACCAACGAGCUUUCCUUUUGACGUCUCUUCGGACUAUUUCAUUGUUGAACAUCGUUUCCCCGGUCUCAUUUUACUCAUAUGUCUGGGAUUUCUCCUAGGAGUUUUACUAUUCCUUAUCUUCUUGAUUCUUUGUGUUCACAGAGAUGUACUCCAUCCAUUCCAACGUUUUGAGAAUUGGCUAAGUUGUCGACGUAAUCAGCGAGAACAGUAUGCAUAUCAACGAUCUCAAAACCAAUGUGUUCACAAGGUUUAUUCAUUGCCAAUCGACUUGACACCUACAGCGCACGGUGGUGUUUCCAAAAGCCAUUUGAUGACAGGAGAUACAUCAAUGGAACGCUACUCAUCUCAUCGUAUGAGUACAACAUCUUGUCCUCCAGUGGGUCCAUCGUCUAUAAUCCCAAGUAAGGCUAAAGCAUUCCCUCCCUCACCACCCGCAUUACCAUCAACUAAUAACUCAUCUAACUGCUACUUUGCUUAUGAAGCAAUUGAUAUGCUACCGAUACCCAAUUCACGUAAACCAUAUGUUUAUAUGUCUCAGGAAGAUUUAAAAGUUUGA
Molecule: messenger RNA, 1164 nt
Organism: Auanema sp. JU1783
Lineage: Eukaryota; Metazoa; Nematoda; Chromadorea; Rhabditida; Rhabditidae
Source: the annotation of a GenBank genome assembly